AGUUGCUCUCUGAGCUGUGUGUAUGUAUCUUGUUCUUUUGCGAUUGUCGACUGAAUUACGUCCAGAAAAGCGAUUAACCAUCUCUCGAGCUUCUGCACUGCCCUAAAAAGAGCUGCGAAUAAGUGCAAGGCAUCCACAGCUCGCAAGAUGGCUGAAGAAUGCGCGGAAAACAGAUUCCAUCGCCCGUUUGCGCGCUAGCUAGAGGAAGUAUUCGCCGGUUACCCCUUGCGGCCAUGUAAUUGUACGUCAAAUAGUUCAUUCACUUGAUCUGGUUUUCUCCGAGAUUCAGCGUUUCGUUCUGUCGCCAAAAUGAUGUGCGAUAUAAUGCCUACGAUCUCUGAGGACCCGCCAGAGAUUCAGUAUGGGCAAAAUGAGGAGACAAACUUCGAGCAACUUAUGGUUAAUAUGCUCGACGAACGGGACAAGCUGAUGGAAACUCUUCGCGAAACUCAAGAUUCGCUGGCGCUCACAAGAGCAAAGUUAACAGAAUGUCAAAAAGAGAAGGAUGGUCUGAUGAGUCACUUGGAAACUGUGCUAAAUGAUGUAAGGGAGACUUUUACCUCUAUUUUAAUCGCUAUUCUACCGGUCUGAGGUUAGGCCAUUCAUUCGUUUGGCUAACUCAAAUACGCCAUAUUUGAUCUGUAAUUGAGUGUCAUUUCAUGUAGCGAGUGUUUACUCACUCAGAGCACACGGGUAUUAUUCUACACCAAGAAGUGUCUGUGGAGUAUUUCAACAAGAAACCCUUUCGAUUAGCAACAGCGUUGGCCUAAUCUGUAGGUUUAAUCGAACGAAAAUAAAAUUCCAGAAUACGACAAGAAUCUUCUGAUUGUCGUGUGCCGAAUGAAGUACGCAUUCCUCAACAGUGUGAGCAAGAAUGCCUGUUUCUUUAUAGUGUGAAGUACCAGAGUCAACCAACGAGGUGAUAACGCCAGUUUGUGGCUCGUGAACUUAUAAUUUACCGAUGAGUUUAUGUUAUAUUCCACCAAAGUCAUGCAUAUUUAUGUUUUUCGAUACGUUCUCGUUUUCUACCUUGCUAAAUUAAAUCUGUCUUGAGAACUAUCUUACAGGAUCUCACACGUGUGUAAAACGAUUUCUGAUCUUAUCCGGUUGAACGUUUUUUAUUUGCAGGGUGAUGAUCAACUAAUUGAAAGACUAGCUGGUCUAGAUGGGAUUAUUACGGAGUCGGGCAAUAAUUUGAAAGAAGAAUCUGGCAAAAAGAAUCGAGUUCGAGUCCUAGCUGAGGUAAGUGCAAGAAAGUUUGUUUUUCUGCACAGCCUUGGUUCUGCAGGCCUGAGCGAUUUGCUUUAAUCGCAUCGCCAAAAGGUGCAGGUAUUAUUUUAAUUAGCAAUUCCUUGGCUUUCUUAGGAAUAAUUUCCCUUAUAGAAUCUUUUUAGCAGAAAGCGAGUUAUGCUUUUGGUGCAAGGUGUUUGUAAACAAUACUGUGGGGAACCUUUGUCCAAUCCGUGAUCUUUAAAUUAAGAAUUUACGCAGAAUUUUAGAAAUAGAAGCCUACGCAUUUCUUUCGAAAACAGUUGUCUCCUACUUUUAGCCCCAUUUGUUUCGUUUACGUUAAUUCAAUGUGUCGAAUAUUAAAUACAUUUGAUAUCUCAAAUAUUGCAUCGCUAAUUCGUCUCUAUUUGAGUUAGAAAUAACAGAGUUCCUUUCUGCCUUGUUUGUUUUGCAUGAAUGAAUAUCUGUGAUCAUUCAGAACGCUUUCCAUAGCGCUCACUAGAAAACAGAUGAAUGUCGUGUUUUCGCGGUGGAAAAAUUCUUAAAGAAUGCUUUUAUAAGGUGACUUCGUUCGCUUGAUGGCUUGUGUCAUAUUGUUUGCUCUGCAUUUCGGCAAUGAACCAUGUUGUCAUAAUAACGUUUCCAUUUGCUUGAUAACACCUCUCUCAGCUUGAACCAGUUUGGAACCUUAAAUAGUUUCUCCCUCGUCUUUUUCGUUUCUUAAAAGUACUUUAGUGUGUAUUUCCGGUGACUUGAUCACUAUGUGGUAUACUACACUUUUCACUAGGUUUUGGAUCGCUGAAUUUUAAUAGCACUGAUCAUGACUUAUCAAUCAACUGUAAUUUGCCGUGGAAUUUAAUCGCUGUUUUGCUCAAAGCUGGCACUGUUUGCCUUUUAACCCUCAGCUGACAAACUCUGUAUUGUAAAGAUCCUCGAGCCUCGGAGAAGUCUAGCACUUGAAUGUGUUAUGUAGUAAUUUCUUUCGUGGCUCGCAUGUCACGAUAUUUAGGAAUGACCCUUUAUACAACUAUUAUUCUUUGUGAUAAACGUCUCGCGGUUGAUAGUAACCUUUUUGUUUUAGACAGUAGCGUGUUUACGAAACCCUUUAGUUUGAUUUGCAUGAGAAUAAAUGCAUGAUCGGUGAUUGUUGAGUUUGUGCAUGUUAAGCGGUGCCGAAAUGUUGCAGAUAUGUAAAGCUGUCGAAAGCUAUAUACGUAAUCCAAGACCUUCAGUCCCGUCUUCUAUUGCACGCUCGUUGAUAAAGUGAUGAUAAGGAGUGAUAAGAGAAUUCCAAUUUGCUUGGUAUCACUUGCUGUUACCUUGCCAUGGACAAACAGAAAUUUAAUAUACGUCCUACCUUGUAAGGGGCAAACAGAAAUUUUGUUGAUAUGUAAAUAAAUGUUGUGAGGUCACGGUGUGGGUUUCAAAUUUUUUUUUUUGGUAUUAGGUGAAUUCGUUCUCUUUUAAAGCCAAAUGGUUUCUGAGCUUCAUUUUGUACAGUACUUGGAAGGGUAUAAACUCACUCAACAAUAUGAAGUUCAAACCUUUCUUGGAAUCACAUUUGUCUUAAUUGCAAGGCAAUUUUAUGUUCUUUUGUGCUCAGGAUUAAGGAUAUUAAUAAUUUCUUCAAAUCUGCAGCUAAAAUGUAAUUAAUUUGAUCGAAGUGCAUAUUUUGUGUAUUGAGCUUUUUAAUACAGCUGUGAGCUCACCAAUAACAUAACAAGCUUAAAAAAUUAACUCAGUUGUUGUGGUAUUAAGAUUGACGUCUUCAGAACCUAUUUUUUUUGUGGCAUUUCUUGAUUUGAUUCCAAAUUGAAUGUGUUCUCUUAAUCUUUGUUUUUCAUGUUUAAAAUUCAAGUAAAAUUUCUUCUUAAUACAUAGAAUUUAUUUUAAAUUGAAGCCCUUUGUUGAGUUUAGCUUAAAUGGUAAACAAAAUGGUACAUACAGUUUUGACAAAUUGGAGUAAAAAAAAAAACUGUUUGACUGGGAAGCAGAAAUAUAACCAUUGUAGUUUAAACUUAGUGUCACGUUUUCAACAAGCUAACAGACAGACUUGAAAUAUUGUCAUUAUAACAUUUAGAUUAUGCCAUCAGUGCGGAAUAAUUGAUUUUUAAUUCAUUACUUUUUUUACUUUUGUGGGUCUUAAAUUAAUUUUGUUCAUUUGGACAAACACUAGAUAUAUAUAUUUUUUUAUCUCAAAUACCAGUAAAAUGUAAACUUUUGUAGUUAAUUACUGAUUCAAAUGCAAUAAUGAAUUCAAUCAUUGUUCAAGUUUGUGGUUAUGCGAAGCCUGGAUUAAUCCUGUUUGAUAAAUGUUUCUUUAAAGAGCAGUAACCUUUUCAUGACAAAGUAAUAGAUUGAAAUCAAAAUGUGACCAAGACAACUGAUGAAUUUGGCUUAGCAGUUAACUCAGUAAGCAGAUAUUUUAACUUGAAAUAACCUUAAGAGUAUACCAAGAACAGGAAGAAGAAAAGAAAACCUUUAUUUUAAUAACCAUUAAAACAAAGUUAUUUUGAGUUUUCAAGGGUCAAAUAAUAGUUCAAAACAAUCCAAUGAAGAUUCUGUAAUAACUGAUUUGUCACAGAGGUAUCUUCCCUUGGGUAGAGAUAUUUUCACAGACUGCUUAUUGUAGAAAAACUGCCUUGUAUAAGUUACCAAUUGGAUAUGGUAGAACCAUGGUAAAUUAAUCCAUUUGUAAAGAAGACCCUGGUUUAUUGCACAAUUCCAUAAGCUCAAAAUUUGAGAAGUGUUUUGGAACUAAACCCCAGCGAAUCUACAGUUUGUUCUUUGCAGUUAGUUUUAAAGAAGUCAAAAGCAGUUGGCUGACAUCUCUUUCUGGAAAAAGUUUGCUCUUAGAUGUCUCUCUGGUUUUGCUACAAAUGUUCAACUGACUUGUAUUGAAAAACAUAUAAACCAAGAUGAUAUACUUUUGUUUUAAUAAAUGUUUUUGUUAAGAGUCUUGUGGUUGUACAUCUUUAAGAGGCUUCUCUAUUUGCUACCUUCCUUUUCCAUCCAACAGGGCGUGAAAUUGCGCCUAAUACAGGCGCCAGUAUGACUAAAUUUUUCACUUUGGUGACCAAAUCCUGAAAAGUAGUCGCCAAAUUGGCGACUAGAAUCAUAACCAUACCUAGAGAUGUAUUGAAUUAAAAAGAUUUGGAAAGAUAAAUCCGCAGCAAACUUCCUCGUUAAGUGAUAUCGAAAACUAGUAGCCAUCUUGGACUUAGGUGAGCUUGAAGUUUUUAUAUCAUCCAUCCUAGUGUCCACUUUGUAGAACUUUGUAGAACUUAAUUUUGGAGGGUUUAUCUAGAACUCUGAUAGCGUAAAAAGAGAAAGGUUUUUUGUCUCUAAAAAUGGCAAUCAACUUUUUUUGAAUCAGCUAUCAGAAAAAAAAAUUAAUUUCACGCCCUGUCCAAGGCAUCUAAUUACUUGCACAUUGAUUAAACAAAGAAUAUUAUUUGUUUUAUUUUCCUGGCAAAUAUUUUCCUAGGUUUGUGUCAGCCAUUUACGGUUAUAUUUGGAAGUUGUGGGCAAUCAGUGUUGAUAAAAAAUCUUGCUCUAAAGUGUAUUGUCAUAGGGAUUGCAGUUAUUAAAAUUGCCGUAGACACUUCGCUUUAAAUUUAUUAUGGAUUGAAGUUGGUAUCCUAAAUAACAACAUUCACAUCACUGUUGACAUCUCAAGUUGUGUUUUUGUUUUUGAAUAUACAGUGUACAAGUAUGCCCAUCAAUAGGCAAAAAACACACUUGAAUAGACAUCUUGUGUUUGCGGAAAUAGUUUUUCAAGGUUCAACUUUUUUUUUAAAGAUGUUUGCAAUGUCUCCAAUUGAUAGUAUGUAUGGAUAAAACUAAUACAAUUUAUAAAUUUUGAUCCAAAGCUACAAGCACACAAUAAAAUUUUACUGAUCAUUGUAUAGGAAGUAAAUUAUGGGAUGUAGUUGUUUUGAAAUUUCAAAAUCAAGCAGAUAGCUUGUUAUAAUGGAACCCAAACUGAACAGAGACAGGUUUUCAGAAAUAUGAAGGCUAUGUACUAGUUCUGCUCGAGAAAGAUUACUAUGACUUAAGGUCAAGAGCUUCUUUCUUUAUUCGAGUGUUUUGAUCAAACUGAGUUUUACCCUAUCUUGGUCUGUUUACACACCACAAUAUUGUUGUGCAUUAUGCACACUUAUUAAAUAAAAUUAUAUGUUGUCUCAACGCAUAGUUCGUGUUCAUUUCUGAAAAGCAAUUACUCUAAUUUAGUCAAACUGCUGUUAAAAAUUCUUAAGCUUCAUUCAUUUCUUGCUUAAAUGUCCAAGCAUUUAUGAAAAGCAGAUAUGCAGAUGAUAGCUUUUGUGGCUUGAAUUUUUAGAAAUGUUCUAGUUUUUAAACUGCCUAUACAAAGAUCAAGUUUUUGGUGUGUCUUUUGCCUCAGUACAGACUAAAUCAGAAUUUUUUGUGAUGUAGGACUUUGCAACAAUGCUGAAGGAGCUAAACCAAGCCAGGGAACAACUUUUAGAAAAGGACGAGGAGAUCAGUGAACUGAAGUCUGAGAGAUGUAAUACAAGAGUGAGUAUUUGUCAGUGCUCGACAACUCUUUACCCCUUUGCAUGUAUAUCAAAAUGGUAAACAUCCUGUCUCUCUGUUUUACAUUCCCUUGUACUAUAAAUUAGAUUUUGUGUUUUAUCAAAAUUUAACCCGGGGCUAAAGCAUUGAAAACACUUGGAGACCUUAUAGGUUGAUUACAUCCGAAAUCCUAAAGGGGUUAAAUUGCUCCAUGAGGACAAUGCAAGCUUAAAAACUCCCACAGAUAGAAUCUACCAUAGUCAUUCAAAUAGUAAUCACCCUUUGAUUACCUCCCUCACAGUCAGCUCCUUUCGUAUCUCAGCCCCCUCAUUUAAUUAUCUCCUUCACCACCUAUCUCCCUUUAUCUGACCCACUCCAUCAAUUUGCCCUUAUAAGACCUACUUGAUUUAGUCAAUACAAAUUUACACAUCCUGUCAGAGUUGUUCUCACUAGUUUUCAAAAUCCUUUAUAGCUAAGUGUUCUUUAUUACUUCCCAUACUUACCUACUUCCUUCCUACAGAUAUUUGCCUUCUCCUCCUCCUCCUCCUCCUCCUCCUUGCCCCCCCCCCCCCCCUUUUUCGGGUUGAACACAGAAAAUAAACACAAUAUUUAAUUUUUUUUCUAUAAAUAGUAUUGAAUACUAACAUGAUUCAAUUUGCUAAGUAUCUCAUUUUGUCAGCUAAAAGGAAUUUAAAAAAUCUCUGUGGUAUUUUGUGUGGUCUGUUAGGUUUUUGGGUCCAUUAAAAAGGGUUGCGCCAGGUGUUUUUUAUUCCCCUUCUUUCAUUCGUAUAUCAUCAAUCACAAUCAUUGUGCCAGAAGUAGUUUCAAAGAAGUUAAUUGUAAAUCAAUGAUGCGUAAACAAUGGUCCUCCAAGUUCUUGAAAGGGAGGGUGUGGUACUGUCAUGCAACUGUGAUAGGAUAUUGGUGGUUUUUAAGUGCUCCCUCUCCCUCUCCCUCUCCCUCUCCCUCUCCCUCUCCCUCCCCCUCCCCUUAAAAAAAUAAAAACAAACAGUCAAAUUCCUAAAAGACUAGGGUAUAAAUUUGACAUUAACAGGCAAGGUAACCCCCAUUUUCUGCCUAAGCUUUUGGAAAACUCUGUAAACAAUAUUGCAUUUACUUUUGUUUUUUUUUCACUUUUUUAUGACCCUCAAACUAAGUCUAAUGUUAUGGAAAUUGCAGGCAUCUUAUAUUCUGCCCUGCCCCUUGUGGGUGACAGAUUCACCUUUUGAAAUAAAAGAAAGGCAUAACUCCCUUGUCAAUUUAAAUUCAGCUUCAAAUGAAUUAUGAUGUCUGUCCAUGAUUGUAAUGACAUCAGUGAAUAAUUUUGCAAUCUUUCACAGCUUGUGCUUUCUGUACAAACAUUAUCAGAUUGAACUGAUACAUAAAUCUUAUCUUAUCUCUCCCCUGUUUAUUAAUCUUCACCACCCUGGCACUGACAGACAUAUUAAAUGAAGUCAUUACCUUGAAACUCACCUGAUAGAGACUAAUUUAAAAUAUGCUGUAAUUCUGCUUUCUACCAAACAGUUACACUAACAAGGGUCACACUGAUAGGAUAUGGACUGACUUUAUCCUUUUUUUUUUGUCUUUGAUUUGUUGAUAAUUAUUUAACUAGCUAAAUGCAUUAAAAUUAAAAAAGCUAUUUCCUUCUAAAGUCUAAUGUACAAUUUGUGCAAUUUUGUAUUCAAGUCAAGUCAGUUCUUCUCACUGACAUAAAAGUAUAAACUGAUUCAUGGGUUUGAGGUAACAUUCUGACAGAGGCAGAGUGUGUUUAAGCAGUUGGGGUGAUUUAAUUUAUUGCCUCUCUUGGUUGCAAACAGAGACACAUAUAUAACUCUGCAAGUGUUAAAAAUUACAUUGCUCUGAAAGGGAUUGACUGAUGUUUUUCUUUUGUUGUUUGUUUGUUUGUUUUUUGAUUUUCGGGGUUUUUUUUCCAACUUUUUGCAGCUUCUCUUGGAACAUCUAGAAUGCCUAGUAGCACGGCAUGAAAGAUCACUAAGAAUGACAGUUGUUAAACGACAAGCAGCCACAACAGGAGGAGUAUCUUCAGAAGUAGAAGUUCUCAAGGCUCUUAAAUCUCUCUUUGAACAUCAUAAGGCUCUAGAUGAAAAGGUCAGCAUUAGUGUCCUGUGUGUUACUCAGAAAAAUAUUUCAUGUUUGCAAGAAUGUUAAUUAAAGAAGUAUUUUGUGAGCAAUUUUGGAGCCUUACCCUGCAUUAUGGCCUUGUUUUUCCACAGCUCUAUGUUCUUAUAGUGAAAGUUGUGAUGAGUUAUGGUUGACAUGGACAGAUAUUUGAAAGGAACAGCCAUUACUUGUUGCUCAUUCUUGGUCAACAAAAAAAUACCCGUUUUUGUAUAUCAUUGAUAAUUAAUACCUUUCUUGUGAUGUGGUCUUCUAAUUGAGUUGGUGAUAAUUGCAUAGGUACGGGAAAGACUACGACAAGCUGUAGACAAAAACAAUGCACUUGAAGCAGAACUUGAAGAAACACGAGAAAAGGUAUUGGACUUCUUAAUCUUCUUUCAUACUUGCUGUUCUUUGAGAGGUUGUGGAUUAUGAGUGAAGAAUAGAUCUUCUCAAGUAAAUUGCAAAGAGUGGACAAACUUGUGUCACCAUGUUGCUGGUUAAGAAUGAGGCAAAUUUUCAUCUCUCUCUCUCUUUUUUUUUCCUUUUUUUUCCUUCAAAUUUUUGAGAAAGUAUUCUCAGGUCAAAUCUUACUUCACCUCGAGAUGACAAGUAAUGAUUUAUUUCUCACUGUUACAUUUCCAUUUAAUAAAUUAGAUUUUUAUCCUUUUUAGUUGUGAGAAACCUUUUCCAGUCCUUAUACAAUCAAAUGUUGAAUAUUUCUCUGUGGUUUUUGUUGUAGCUCAAAGAGCUUGAACAAGAAAAUGAAGACAUCAGACUGCGGAAUCUUAGAAGAGUAAGAACUGAAGAAAAACUUCAUACAUCAAGUGAAAACUGUCUAGAAAAUGGGGAUGAGAAUUCUAAUGGAGAGAAGGUUAACAUUUCAGUCUUAGUUGAUUUUUCUAAUAUGACUUAUUCUAAGAAAUAAGUUGUUAUUUAAAGGUACUUUAUCAUGGCAUCACUGAUUAAACAAUAUUCAUUUACCCCCUUCACAGAAUAAUUUUUAUGAAAAUGUUGUGAAAAUCAACUACUGAUAACCUUUCAUUGAAUUGUUUCUGUCAGUAAUAAUUUUUGGAGGAAAUAUGCAAUGUAUCUUCUGGUUAUGAAGUUAAACAAAGAAUUUGGCUUCUUCAGGAGUGCCACUUUGUUUUUUAUUUCCACUUGGUUAUUUUUUUUUUAGUUGCUGUCAUCUCCCCAUUGUAAAUACAGGUAAAUGUAAUUAACAACUGCAUUACCGAACAGCAUAGUUUUUCACAGCCAAAAGUUUUUGUUUUCUGCAGCAUCUUUCCAACGGACCAGUUAGUGUUGAUGUGACUGCACAUGAAGAGCAAAUGGAAGAGAUGCAGUUCCUCUUGGAUAAGAGGACAAAGGAAGUGGAGCGGGUAACGGCUGUUGUGUUUUAGUAUUAACUUAGUUCCCUUUUGGCUGGUAGUUGGAAUCUACUCACAACUGUCUGUAUCCUCUGGCAUGAGAUUUUUGUAAAUUACCUAAACUGAAUUACAAGGAUGGGGGUUUCAACCCUUAAACUUUUAAGAUCCAAUUGAACUAUGCAGCUCUCCCUUUUAGAGACUAGGUAUUUCCAUGUAAAUGAGCAAUUUGUGAGGCAAAAUUUAAUUUUAAAAAGUAACUGAAGCUUGCAAAACAUUUGCUUUUUCAAAAAUCCUUAAUGCGACUGCAAGCAUUGCUUACUUAUGUUCUGAAAUUUCCUUUGUUUUUAGCUCACAAGAGAAAACAAGGACUUGAAAGAGAGAUGUACAACACUUGAAGAAGAAUUACGAAUAUGUAAUAAACAGCUUGACAGAGGAAAUGCCUCCAUUCAAAGACUAGAACGAGAUUUAGAUGAGGUAUCUACACAUUGAAAUGGUCUUUCUUCUUAAUUUGUUUUCAAGUUAACUUAAAAGCCAAUUGUUUGGGGUCAUCACAAAUCAUGUUCUAUCAUUCACUAUCACAUCAUUUGGACCUAUGUGCAUAUAGCAAAAGACAAUUGUCAAGAGUUACACAUACAUCUAAAUGUUUAUGAAUUACUGUGGAUUAAAUCUAAAAUAGGGAAAGCAGUUGAUGUUUUGUCCAGAUAUGAAAGCCUAGAAAGUCAUCAUGGAAAAGGACUUAGAAUAAAAGAUACAAAUAACUAAUUACAAUGAUCUUUUGAGGUGCUGCUUUUCAAAUUGGGAAAAAACUUUUUGAGAGAUUUGAAAAAGUGCAACUGUAGGUGUAUGUUGAACUCCAAUUAAGGACUACAGUAAAACAAAGUUUCAAGCAGAAAGGGUUAAAGAGCUUGACUUAGAGUAGCAAGUCCUUCAUACAAGCCAGGCUCAGACCCCUUCCUUCCAAUCUGGAAUUCAGUAAUUGUUAAUACACUGUUUCUCUUGCCAAGCUGAUGCAUUUUAAAUUUAUUUGUCUCCCAACAGGCAGCAGCACAGAAAUCAGAUAUGGAGGAUAGAGUGGCAACCCUUGAGAAGCGUUAUGUACGACUUCAACAUGAGGUCACUGCACUGAAUGAUGAUAAUGAGAGACUGGAAACUGAACUUGCCAGCAAAGAAAGUGAACUUAUCCAGGUAGAAAAAGUAGAAAGAUAGUGAUGUCAAGAUUUCUAAAGUUUUACUGAUUUAACACUUUUACCCCCAAGAUCUUAGUAGUAAUUCUUCUUACUGUUGGCCAUACAACUCUCAUGAAGCAAAUUAAACAUCUCAUACAAGUUACAGUUAUCUACUAGUGCUUCUUGCAGUUUGGCUGUGUGUGACAAAUUACAAAAAUUUGAAACAUUAACUAUUGAUAUUGGCAACACAACUUUUUUUUCUCUGAGUAUAUUUUUAAAAUAACUCAAUACUUGAUACUCAAUAGGCUGAAGAGAAAGUAAGGUGUCAGCAAGAAAAACUAGAACUAGCAGAGCAGAACCUGAACCAGUCUUUACGAAAAGCUGAAGCUUUACCCAAAAUAGAAGAAGAACUAGCUGUUCGAAUGGCAGCUUUAAAUGAGGUGAGAACUUCUUGUUAGUUUUAUAGUAAGAGCAGUUGGGAACUUAUAUUCAGAAAUAUAGAUGGCCGCAUUCUCUUUUUCAUUUUAGCCCAAUAAUGUAGAGGAAUGAAGUGUCACAAUCACCUACAUUGUAUGGUAAAGAAACAUAACUACCCAAAUAUUCCAUUCCAUGAAAGCCUUAUUUUUUAAUGAAAUGCCCAAACAAUUGAAAACAGUAAGGAAAAAGUUUGAAUGAAAUUUUUUGUUGCUUAUAAUAUUUGAAUGAAUAAUCAAAAGCAGUGGGUCUGUUGUAACCUGAUUUAUUUUUACCAUACAAUCUGUCUUUGGUGAAUGUCGUUUAAUGGGCAGACAAAGGAGGACCUUAAAUUACUUUUAGUUGCAAUCAGUAUUCUACAUAGAGCUUUGGUCCAGAUACCAAUUACACAGUUUUGGUUGUGUUUCAAGGCUGCAGAGAAACAAGGCACAGCUGAAGAGACUGUUCAACAACUACAGAGCCAGGUUAAGGACUUACAAGCAGAGCUCAACAGGGUAAGAGAUGGAUGGGAAGGGCUGCACGGGUCAUGUUUAAUAAUGUCAACAUAACAUAAUUUGUAGUUCGUGUAGUGUGAUCGUCCGGGUGAGUGUAGUUCUGAAAAGAACUGUUGUUGGUGACUGACGUUUCGACUAUCUGUGCGAUAGUCAUCUUCAGAGUCAAGUGAGGAGUAGUUGUCAGUCGAUGAUGUUACAAAGUCUGGUCUGUUGAACGUGAUUGGUCUGUUUUGCUGAAAUGUGAUUGGCUGGAAGACUCGUGUAGAGUUUGUUAACAGUCAUUGGUCGGUUUCGAUCCGUCUGUUGUUUGUCGGUCUGUUUGUCGGUUCGUUCACGUCGUUAAUGAGUCGUUUGUAAGGUGCUGGUAAUUGUUGACAUCUGUUGAGAGGCGUCUGUUCUAAGUUAGUGAACCAGCUUUCCAGAGUCAGUCGUUGACAGACCAGACUUUAUAACAUCAUCGACUGACAACUACUCCUCACUUGACUCUGAAGAUGACUAUCGCACAGAUAGUCGAAACGUCAGUCACCAACAACAGUUCUUUUCAGAACUACACUCACCCGGACGAUCACACUACACGAACUACUGAUACUCCUGGGUUCAAACCAUUUACUUUAUAACGUAAUUUGAUAGAAAUAAUUCUUUGUGAUAGUUCUUUGUCUUUUCAAUAUGGAAGUCCAGGUAAGGAAAUUUAUUAAGGAUAUGUCACCACUGGAUCCACACCAAAUUCACAGAUACAGGCUUGGUCCUGCUAAACUUACACUCAAAUGAACCCAAGCAUUUAAUAAUCAAAAAGUUCACAAGAGCUUAGUUCAGGGUCACUGUGUGACAGUCUUGGACAUGAUGCAGCCAUGAUGCCUCUAUCAUCCAGGAAUGUUAUUUGGUAGUAGAAAAUCACUUGAUGAACCUAGAUGUAGGCACUAUAAAAUAAAAAAGUCCACAAGAUCCUAGUUUGGGGUCACUGUGUCACAGUCUUGGACAAGGUUUGGCCAUGGUGCCUCUAUCAACUAGGAUAAUUAUUUGGUACUAAGAAAUGUGAUAAAAAGCCUUCAGGUAGUGAAGUGAUAUCAACAGUUAAAAGUCAAGUUUGUUUUUAUAUUAGGCACGUGAAAGAGAAAAGAUGAAUGAAGACCACAACACAAGAUUGUCUAAUACAAUUGAUAAACUGUUAGGCGAGUCUAAUGAGAGAUUACAGGUGCACCUUAAGGAGCGCAUGACUGCAUUAGAGGAGAAGGUUUGUCAUUUAUUUAACUUCAUUGCUUGUGGGUAGAUAUUUGGUUAUUGGUCUCUGUUCAAUAAUAUUUUGUUUUAAGAAUUUAAGAGAUUUAUGCUUACAUUUUCCCCAAUUAAACUUAACUUCAGCACAUUCUAAUAAUGGAUAACUAUUCAAGAUUUUCAUAGGAAAACCUCAUGAUUGUAUCAGUUUUUCUAGAUACUCUUUGUUGAUUUUUAUUAAUUUUGUUAAUUUGACUUAAAUCUUAUUCUUGAAUGGAAGGUUCAUACAAGUAUUUCCUAACAAUUUUCUAAUAUGUCUAUUUCUAUUCUUAAUUUUCUGCCAGACUGCUUUGAAUCAAGAACUUACAGCAGUGAAAUCACAAGUAGAAGAUCUUCAAAGAGAAAAGGUAUGAAGUAAGGGUACAAUUUUCAUGUUAGCAAUCUCUCAAGGUUGGUUGAAAGGUGGUAACCAACAAGAAAAAAGACCAUCAAAGGAUUUAACUUUUCAAGUUACAAUCAAUUUUUAUUUUAAAGUCAGACAGUUUUUAACCUUAAACACCAGAAAUGUCACCACAGGUGAACUCAUAAUCACUGAUUAAGGAAAAAAACAGUCUUGCUUCAGUUGAUGCAGUUCAGUUAGAUAGUGUUAGUUUCCAGUGUUAAAAAAUGUUCUCAAAGACUUGGUUUAUGUUAAUUGAAAUACGCUUAGUUAACCUGAGUUUCUCAAUUUUCUUUCCUUGUGUACUCCAUGCCAAUGUUAGCCAUCCUUUGCCAUUAUUUAUUCUUGUUGGGGUUGUUCUACAUAAUUCUUUGACUCCCAAGAUCUGAUUGUUGAUUCUCCCCUGUAGCUGCUACACAUUUCCUUGUAAGUUAGUUAUGAGAAUCUGGUGUUAGAUCAAGAUCCUGGAUAUUAUGGGGAUAAGUUACAUGUUGAUCACUUCUGGAAGUCAAAUGGUUUAACAAGCUGUAAUUGUAAGGUUACCAUCUACAGUUAGUUCAGAGGCAAAACAAAUUGACAUCUUUUUCAAUCUUUUUUUUCCUCAAGGAAAUAUUAGCUCUAGAACUUGGAAGACUGAAUGAAGAAUUUGAAAAAAUUAAAUCCAAGGUAAAUUAGUUGUCUUUGUGCUUGCUUUGGCAUUAAUUUUGCUAUACAUGUAUCGCUUUUGAUUGAGCUCAAUAGCUUGAAAAUUGUUCCCAGGAGUGAAAUAUUUGUAGUUCCUAGUGCUGCAGCAACAAUUAUGUCUUUCUUAGAUGUGGGUGGUGGGCAAGUUGUCCUCUACAUCCUUAUCAAAGUUUCAAUAACUGAUUCAGCUUUCUGUUUCAUGUAGGGUCCUACCAAUGCAGCAGUUAAUGGUCCUGUUGUAAAGUUCAGGUAUGAAUUCAUAAGCAAAGUACAGUACAUGUGUAAUCCUAUCUAAUAAGACUCUGAAAUCCUUAGAAUCCUUGUGAAUGAAGUUUAAAGAUUUCUGUUUGAUCAUCUUCUGUUUCCUCUGUUACUAUGCAUCAACUGAAUGUUAUGAAUAAAAAAAUUAUUGUUUCAAAAAUGAUGUUUCGCAGUUAAGUCUCCCUUUUCCUAAACUAGCAUGUCCUGUCCCCCUUUCAGAACACAAUUUAGGGUGUAGUUUGGGGCUCUAAAAUAUUCAUGCCUGAUUUGGUGGGAAGGACACUAUGAACGUGAUUCUAAGUGAUUGAUGAGAACAAUUAUGUAACCAUUACAAUCACAAUUGUCUUUAGUUACUAAUAGUAUUGAACUUUAUGUCAGUGCAUAUGUGUGGUUGUGGUUAAGUCUCUAAACAUUUCCAAACUUAUCGUUUGAUGCUUUAGUGAGCCAAUCAGGCGAGAGACAAAAGGUCGCGCAGGAAUAGAGGAAGCACCAAGCAGGGUCUUUACACUAAAUGAACAAGAAUGGCAGAAACUGGAACAGGAAAGUGUUCUGAAGAAUGUUGCUAUGGCCUUUGACACUGGUAAACUUUCAGACAUUGAAAGUGAUGCUGGAAGUGAUAUAUCAGAAGAAAGAGGUGUUAGUGGUGAUGCACAGACCUUAGCUUCCCUACUACAACAGCAGAUAGAUAUUAUUAACAAGGAACUCAAGUAAGUUGUUUUCUUAUUGCUAGGUGCCAUUUGAUACAUAGAUUUUGUCACAUUUAGCAUUGUAUUCUUUAUUAUUGCAAUUUACUGUUGUUUUUUCUUUGAAAUAACCUUUUUAGUCAAUUACAAGAGGAACACAAAACAACAGAAAGAAGAGCCAUUGUACUUGAAAAUACUGUAACAAAGAGUCCAAGGCAUCAAGAUGUGUAUUCAGCUAAUUCUCAACAGGUAUGUAAUUAUUUGAAAUUUAGGACUAUUGUUAUAAGUGUCUUAAAGAUUAAAUUUACAUUAUUUUAACUGUUUGCUCAGAGAGCUGCAUUGUGGUAUUAAAAUUGAAAAAAAAAAAAAAUUCCAGGUAGCUGUGAAAAAUUUUUGUAUAUGAAGUUUAUAUUUGUUUCUCUCCAUUGCCUCCUUGUCCUGCUAAAUAUUUCCUUAUGUUGAAAAAUGUGCAUGAAGUGAGGUAACUUUCCCCUCUAACUGGUGUAGAUAUCAAUGUGUGUCAUGUAUGAGAAUUGGUAGAAAUCACUUGUGCUUACCUCUUCACAAAGUUUAGGUUAACUGAACAUCUUUUAAUUUAAUGAGACUUAGCAUUCUAAUUUUGUUAAUUUGUUGUCAGCUUUGUAGACUAUGGAUCUAGCUAUUUUUUUCAGUCAUUUCUAGCUCUUGCUGGUCAACUUCGCAGUUUCAAUAUUUUUCUUGCCUUUUUUUUUAAGGAGUUGGUUGCAUCCUCUACAUCAUUUCCUUUUCCUCCUCUGGAUCCAAUGGAUACAACACCAAUCUGGGUGUGUACUCUAACCUUGUUUGCUACAGAAAAUUAGUUAUCAGUGUAUGUUUGUCUUAAAAGUUUGGCUUGCAAAAUGUAGAUGAUGAUGAGUAAAAAUUGUGGCAGUCAUUCUUUAUUGUCUCUUCAGUUGCACCAUGUGGUUAUAGUUGCAUUUCAGCCAGCUAACCAUUGCACAGUUCUGGCAAAGUUCCCAGUCAGCUUACUAUUAUAUAUAACCCUGAAUUAAUUCCAACCUUUGAUGAAUUGACAGAAUUUAGUGCUGAUUGAUUCUCCUCCAUUUUUUUGACAUCUACAUUGCACAUAAUAUGAGUGUGUAUUGAGUGUCAAGUUCAAUGUUUUGUAUUUUAAUAAGUUUGAACCCUGGCUUCAAUUGUACUCUUUUUCAACUACCUGAAGAUUUCUGAUGAACCCUAACAAUAAAGAAUGACUAAGAGUAGGAGGUCAAAGUAUGCUAUAAAACCCAGAGUAUAGCAGUGAACAUGGAAGCCUUUCCAGACAUUACUUACUGAAAUGUCUGUGUUCAUUAGUGGUAACUUUUGUUGUGUACAUAGGUCAAGUCAAGCAAGGAAGGUUCACUCAACACCCUAGAUGAUGCACCCACUCCUCCCACACCCAGUUCAGGUACAUCAGAUUCUACAGAGAGUUCCAAACCCAGUCAGAGUGGUGCAAACUCAAGUCCUUUACAUGAUCAUGCAAGCACUGUUCCAUCUACCAAUGGCAUGAUGAAAUUAAGGUUAGCCAUCUCUUACAGCAGUGCAAUAAGCUUAAUAAAGGAAAAUGUAUUAUAAGUAGAACCUCCAGCUGCAAACAUGGACUGCUCAAGUGUGAUUUAACCAGGUCUGAGUCAACAUAGUUCUAUUGUUCCUGAACAGUACCACUGGCCUGAUUCUGCAGAAAGAAAAUUACUUAACCUAGCAUCGAGCCAGGGAACCUCUUUUAACUUUAAUUAGUAAGAGUACAUGAUUUACUCGUGUGAACAAAUUUCCCUGCCAGUGGCAAUUAAGGAAAUAUGUCAUGGCUAGGCAUUCAUCAAUUUUGCCAGACCUAUUUUAAAUUCACAAGAAUAUGUCAUGAUGUUACAAAGUAAAUAAUUGUUAAUGUGAUUUCAUUUCACUGUGUGACAGGGACAGCUCAGUAGACUCAUUACCAAGUGCAACAAGCACCACAAGCAGUGCAGAGUCUCUAUCAAAGAACAGCAAAGGCAAGAAAGGGAUCAAAGGAUCAUUUGGACGAAUUUUUAAAACAAAGACUAAAAAUAAGGACAGCACAGGUGUCCUUACAGACUCUUAUUCGCUCCCCAACGAAUCUGUACAAGGAGGGAGUGGACAACGUGAGUUAGACAGGCGAAUAAAAAAUAAAUCACACUUGUUAGCAGAGGCACUAGAAGCUGGGACACCAUUUGCUUUGUGGAAUGCACCUACAGUUGUGGCAUGGUUAGAGGUCAGUUUAAUGCAGAUGAUCCUUCUUCCUUUGCAGUUUUAUAUCUUAUGGUGCCUAAAACAGAGAACCAGAAUCUGUUUUUUCACCUAAAUAGUAGUAAAGAGAGCAUUGUGGAAAUCUUGUCAUUGCCUUAAUUGACAAAUCUGGAACAAGUUAUUUAGUGGAAUACAUAAUAAAUCGACUUAUGGAGGAGAGUUGUUGUUUAAUGUAAUGAUGAAAACAUCUUUAAUAUUUCAUGACAUAGUGGAAGUGACCAUUGACAUAAGUCUAAACAGUUUUCUAUUAUAGAGGAAGUUUUGAAUUUUCUAAGUUUUCCUUUGUAUUUGUUGUUUGUUGUUAUAGUUGUGGGUAGGCAUGCCAGCCUGGUAUGUGGCAGCUUGUAAAGCAAAUGUGAAGAGUGGAGCCAUAAUGUCGGUAAGAAACUUUUGUUAUACUGCGCUUGCUCAAUAUUUUAUAUGGUUUCUCAUGGUAAUGUAUCAUAUUUAACAUAUUUAUCUUGAGGUAUAAUUCAAUUUUUGCUGCAUAUAGUUAUUCCAAAACAGAGACGUACCAAAACUCCAAUCAUAUGUGUGAUAUAAAAUUCUGAUCAUGAUUGGUAUUGUUUCAGGCUCUGUCAGAUACAGAGAUUCAACAUGAAAUUGGAAUAUCCAAUCCACUUCAUCGACUUAAGUUGCGGCUCUCCAUUCAAGAAAUUGUCACCCUCACAAGUCCCUCCUCACCUACCACCAACAGAAAUGUGAGUUUACAGCAAAGUAAAGCAAUGAAUAGAAGAAUCUGUGGGGCAUGUUAUGUAAAGAGAUCAAACAAGUGCUGCAAAGGACACUCAUCCUUGGAAAAAAUAAAAUGAGAAGGCUUGAUUUAGUCAGCCUUUCUCAUUUUAUCUUUUCUUUCAUUUAACCAUGUAUUUAGAUCAUUCAUUUGUGAUAAAUCUUUUCUUACUUCUUGUGAUGUUGAUCAUGCAGCACUUAAGUUAUAACACUCUUUCUUUUAGUCUCUUGUUUAUGGCGAAAUGAACCAUGAUUGGGUUGCAAAUGAAUGGCUGCCAAGCUUAGGUCUUGCUCAGUACAAGGUGAGGUUUAAUUUUAGAUAUUUUUCUCUUUUCUCUCAUUUGGAUUCUGUUCCUAGACCUUCCCAGAUUUUGAAGAGUGGUCUGUCCCGAUUAGCUCUAACCAUCUGAGUGCCAGUUUAGCCAAAAAUUUUAUUUUAAGAAUGAAAGAUAAAGGUUACAGUUCAAUGAAAAAUGUGAAUUUAGUUAACUAUAAUUUGCUAUAUUUUGUUUUGUCAGGGCACUUUUCAAGAAUGUUUAGUAGACGCACGAAUGCUGGAACACAUAAGCAAGAAAGAAUAUCAAAAAUAUUUGAAAGUGGUUGAUGGCUUUCACAGGUUUGUUCUCUGUUAAAUUUUUCUUAUCGUGAUUCAAAAAUUGAUUGUUAAGUUUGGAAUUUGUUUGCACCAUAUCUGUUAGAGAUUUUGUUAUCAAAGAAGAAUAUGUUAUUAUUUUAUUUGCUUGCACAGUACUCAAACCCAAUUCAUAAGUUGCAACUUUGCACUGAAAAAAAAAACGCUAUUCACCCUUUGACUCCUACGCGUGACUAGCAUCUAAUUUUUCCUUACAAUAUCACCCCUUAAACACAUACCAAGGUCAGGAGAAUACAGUAAUCGAUCAACUAAAGAAGCUCUUGAUUAUUCCAAUUCUCCUUGUCAGCAUCCUAGGGAAUGUAUCUAGUACAUGGUAAUGUUCGGAAAUAAAGGGUUAAUACUCAUUUGAUCUGAUCUAAAAAAGUUAUUGUGUGACUGACUGAAUGAAUGACUGUUUGACAGACUGACGGAUUGAUUGAUUUGUCUAUGCUGUAUUAUUUGUUACAGACACAGCUUGCAGUGUGGUGUCAAAUGUUUAGGAUUUAUGAAUUACGACAAAAGGGUAAGUGUUGAGGUAGAAUUCGUUGUGUUUUUUAUUGGCUUUGUAAACUUCUAUGAACUAGAAUGACAAAUAUUACAUCUUAUAGAACUCUCGUAGGAGUGCAUAACAUACUAGAAUUAAAGUGAAUAACAGAAGUUUUCCUAGUAACAUCUUGCCGAUGGCAAAGCAGGCGAUAUUUGCUAUGUUUAUUGAAAUAAGUUUUUUUUUAUCUUUUUUUUUCCAGUUACUAGAGAAAAGGAGACAAAUGUGUGCUGAUGAGAUUAAAGGUAAAUUGGUUUGCCAUUGAAAAAUCUACUAUUUAUUAGGUAUAUAUAUAUAUUUGGUAUGAGUUUGGACAAACAGUAGCAGUUACUUCUUCAAAAAGUCAUAAGUUUGUUUUUCAACAUGAUGAAGAAGAGGAUUAUUAGUUACCGCAUAAAUAAUGUGACUGGAAAUGUGUUUAUCCUCAGAUGUACUUGUUUGGAGCAAUGAGCGUCUAAUAAGUUGGUUAAAGAAGAUUGGAUUAGCUGAGUAUGCUGAUAACUUGCAUGGCACAGGGGUACAUGGAGCAGUGAUUGCGCUGGACGACACUUUUGACUGUAAUACUUUGGCCUAUGCUUUACAAAUACCCAGUCAGAAUACACAGGUAACGUACGCUUGUGUUUAUUUGUUUCCAAAAUUAUUUUCCAUUUUAAAGUCAUCAUUAUAGCAGUUCGAUAAUGUUAUAACCUAAAAGCGAAUCAUCAUUGUUAGUCACGACAGUUUUUUUUAGAGCAAUUUUCACUCAAGUAUCGAAAAACCAAAGUAAUCGCAACAGCCAAUGGGAGGAAAGCUUGAAAUCAUUAUCAGCCAAUAACAAUUCCAAGUAAAAACUGGCCAACUGUAUGAAACGCAGGAAAAACUGUUUGUUUAAAUAAGGAUUGGCUCUAGUCUUUAAUCUGACUGGUUGAGAUGGUGUUGCGAUUUUCCCGGAUCAAUCAGAGCGAGGUUCAGAGCUUUAGGUAACACAUGUUCCCUUGUGGCUGGCUCCAAUCAGGAAAUAUUCUGUGACGAGAGAAGGAGCUGGUGACCAGUAAACAGUGGUUUCAUGGCUGCGGGACGAGAGGUCUCUUCCGUAUUCCUUUUAUUUUUCUUUCCUGAACGCCGCUCUUUCCGCACGCCUGCUCCUUCGCUCGCCUGAAAUAAGCCUCCAUACAUGAUGACGUCAUUUGCUGAACAUUCACUCUCAAGCCUCGUUUACUGUACUUUAAACAAGCGUUGAAUGCCUUCAGUGUGUACCUUUGAACUUGACAGAAUCUGGAUGAUUUCUUGUAGAUUCGUCAAAUACUUGAGCGAGAAUUCAACUGGCUACUGGCGAAUGCUACCGACAGAGAAACUGUUGAUGAAGUAAGAUCAUUAUAUAUUUUUUUUCACUGUGCAAUAAUACUUGAUUUACCUUUAAAGAUUUGCAGGUAGUAUAUAUGUUUUAUCGUUAUUUGAAUGGUAGAUGUUAUAACCUUAAUUGCACCGCUAGUAAACUGAAAUAAGUGUGAUUUCGACACAGUUCUCUAGAUUUAUUUCCUCUUAAAUUAACUUCUUAACUCCUUCACUCUCUCCAGCUUGGCAGUGGCGGCGAAUUUAAACGGUCCAAAUCUUGGAGGAAGAUGUUUAAACAAAGAGAUAAGGGCAAAGACAAGAACAAAGAUAAGGAGGCCAAUGCGAGAAAAAAUUCGUCUGGCUCAGAAUCAUCGCUGAGCCAGUCAAGUGUGAGUUCGUCUCCAAAACCCUCAGCCAAGAAUACAAAAAACAACUUAAUCGGCGGCGACACAAAAAGUACAGGUAAGCUACAGAUUGAGAGUAGAAGAGCAAGAAAUUGAAAAGUAUGUUAGGGUGAGGUAGACUUUUUCGUGUGUCUUCGUGGGCAUCUAAAGGAAGGGAAUAUACUCCCCUAUGUAAAACACGAAACACUUAACCCUUUAACUCCCAUGAGUGACCAAGACAGAAUUUUUCCUUACAAUAUCAAUGCAAUAUCAACCAGAUAAGUAAUGAGAAUAAAGAAAUAUAUCACUGAAUUUGGGGAUAAUAAGUUGAUCCAAUACUAAAUUAUCUGAACCAACAUUGUAAGAACUGUAUGGUUGACAGUAAGGAGAAUUACAAAUUUGGUCUGGGAGUUAAAGGGUUAACAGAGAGAAAGUGGAUUCCCCCUGUCGUCCAAGUUUCGUGAGAAGGGGAAAAAUAAAGAGAACUUUCAUUUAAACGCGGUAUCUCUAUCAAAUUUACGUUUAGAGCAUCUACUUUGCCUUAAAACCUAUAAAAUCUGUUAACUCUGAUAUUUUAAAUGAAUCAAUUACGCAUUUUAUGAGCAAUUUGAUAUCUAGAUUCAACUAGAAGAGUAGGACAUGCUGAGUCUGUGAUGCACUUUGGAAAUGUUACUGUUUUCGUUUCAGAAGGUGGUUCAGCGAUCACAAGUAAUAGCCUUUCUUAGCAAUUAUACAACAAUACACAUUAGCACGCAAACAAGUAAGUGUUUAUUGGAACUCAAAUCGACAUAAAACCUCUAAAAUGUAAUUGUUAGACAGAUAAAAUAAUUGUUUUGAAAGAUUUCCAAAGAAUGGAUAGUCUAAUGGCUGGUGGAAGAAAAAAUGCUUUUGGGUUUCCAGAACUAUUUGCUGAUAUAUCAAUAGAUUAUUAAGCUAGCAACGUCCCAUGUUUACAAUAACAAACUGUUCAUUCAGCUGAAUUAAACCCUCGAAUAAAACCAUCGAAAGAAAACAACACUUACUUCGCGGUCGCGUAUAAACCUCAAACGGAGCGUUAUGAUUGGCUCUUCUCCUUUGUACCUUACCUUUAUAAGCGUCAUGGGCGUUAAGGGUUGUCUCUGAGACGUGUCUAUGUAUCUUUUGCCGCGAGAUUUCUACCUUGGAAAAUUUCGGUCACUCACUUCCAAAUGAAGGGUGUCGUAGUGAAAUGGUCAUUUAACUGUACUUGUCAAUUUACUAACUCUCGUCCGAUUUACUUCGAGGCUCUAGUUUUUGUAGUACUUUCCAGCCGAGGGAAGUUAGAUAAAUGACCGUUCUGUAGACUUUGGUCGGCAAGGCACUUCAGCGGAAACUAAUUGUCAAGUUUUAUGUGGAUUUAACCAGCAGGAUCAAAUACGUUUAUGUAGUAUCUCUUAAGAUACCUUAAGGCUUUAUAUAGACGAAUGUAGAAAUAUUUUAACAAAGACCUUCAUUUUCUCUCCACAGGUGUCGAAUUACAGUGGCUUAUUAUAAUUAGCCAGUAUACAACAGCAUGCUAAAUUAUAGAUAAAACUUUAUUUUCUAAUUUGAACAAGUUAAACUAUGCUAUCUAUGGUUUGAGUAUCACCUAAUUUUUAUGAAAUUGUAUCAAAAGAUUUAUUAUGCCAAGGAAUUGGCUUGGGAAUGAGUUGCGGACUGACCGUGCAAAAUGUUUUCUGGUUUGUGUAGUAUUAGCAUUUCCUUGCCGUUUUGUACGUGUAAUUUUCCAUGCCUGACUUGUGAAUAUGAUUGAUAAUUCUGUCAGGAUAAUAAGUUAAGGGACAAGUGUGUGCAUCCACCAUUCAUGGUGGUGCUUGUAGACUUGAUUGUCUGGUUUUUCGGUUUUGAGCUCCCCACUGGUGAAUUACGCAUAGAAGACGUUUACCCGAAGGAGAGCUCAAUUUUCUCACUUCAGAAGUUAAAAUGAAACAUAUUUACAAUUUGGGUGGGUCGGGGUGGUUCAGGGGGUUUGAUUAGUAAUUGUUCUCACCCAGGUCAUUGAAGUCUACUUGCACUUUUAGAAACAUCAAUGUGCACAUUUUGAGAAAAAUUUUUUAAUGAAUUGAAAUAAUAGUGAUAAUAACAAUUUUGCUGUUUCGAAUUGAAAUGAAUAUAGAAUUAUUUCUCAUCAGUGUGGGAAAUAUUGUUUCGUAACGUUUGACCACAUUUAGCUUAUUUCUGUUUGUGACACUUAGAUGUUUUGCAGUACUUUUUAUAGCAAGGGUUGAAUUUUGGGUCGAGUAACACUUUCGAUGAUCAGCAAACUUACUUUGAGGAACCAAUCUUAGAAAAUUUGGAAAGUGUGUCUGGUGAAGCUGGACUCCCUUCAGCCAAUCAGAGGCACUUUAUCUCCUCAACGAAAGCCUCAGAGAAGCGAGGCAAUUGACAUAUUCUUAUGCUUCAAGUAGAUUUUGAUCAAGCUUCUGACCUUAGCUGAAUAAUUUUGAAUAAGGCGUCAAGAUUUUGUAUACAGAAAUGCGAAAUGCUCUUAAAGCUGUUCGAUUUAAUGAAAAUAAUUGCCUUGAAUACUUAUACACCAGAUAUUAAUGACUUUGCAUAUGAAUGGAACCCUAAACCUCUUUGUAAAGCUAUCAGCACGUAGAUUUUCCCUGCUGUUAAAUUUAUUACCAAAACGCUGAAAAUGUCAAAUAAUCGCUUGAACAAGUCAGCUGCAGUCGUUUUCUUUUUUACGCAUUCUUCGACCUUAUGAAAACUCACUGGAAAUAGAUUUCCGUCUAUGAAAGCUUGCUGUGAUAACACCAGCCUGACAGCAGAUAUGCUAAGAUGAAAGAUUUAGUAUCACUUCGUAAUUUACAUCAAUUCGGUGAACUGUAAAUUAUCUUAAUUAUCUUUAUCUUUCCAGUGAAAUUUGAUUCCUAAGGCAAAGUACAUGGUGGAAUGCGACAGUAAUUUUUUCCACAACAUAGAGAUAAGUUUUGCCAAUUGUUUUAUUAUUAUCAUAGUAAGCAUCGAAAUAAUGGAUACCACUUAAAAGCAAUGCUCGGUACCUUUCAGUUGAUUUUAUCGCGAGAGAGUGGCAUCCAAAGAAAUUAAAUAACCUAGUGACGUGGGAGACAGUUAUAUUGAAAAUUACUUAUAACUUAAAAUUGGUCCUUUUAUUGUCUUUAUUCUUUUAUGUAUCAGAGCCAGGAAAAACAAUGUUCAAUCCGACUAUAUCUGAACUGACAUUCAACAGGUCCACAUUAGGUAUUUUAAGUAAUACAUGCUUAUUCCUUACUAGUAAUAACAAAGGCCGGUCUAAGGCAAUUUCGCACGAGGCUUGCAAAGCGGCGUCGCUCACGAGGAGAUUUAAACAGGUAAUUGCAUUACUCGUGUUUUUACUGCAGUUUCGUCAAGUACUUAUUACCAAAAGAUUCAAUUUGGCUGGAUCUUAUAAAUUCGAAUUUGUUCGUAGUCUAGCUCUGCGACCAGUUAUUGGGGGCAAAUGGAAGCUAAGAAUAGCUCUGUUAUGGAUGAAGCAUCAUUUUGCCGGUAAUGGUUUUACAGGAAGCAUUAACCGUCAGUAUUUAUUUACAAAUGAGAACAUCGUUCUUUGUUUUUGUCACUAUAUAUCAUUUGUAAAAUACGAAAAUCAACAACGUUGUUAUCUGUAAUGUAUAUGUAACCAAAUAUCAGGAUAUUGAAAUACAGUUAUAUUUUAUUACU
This is a messenger RNA of Pocillopora meandrina, 24235 nucleotides long. The record is from the annotation of a GenBank genome assembly. NCBI's taxonomy places the organism in Eukaryota, Metazoa, Cnidaria, Anthozoa, Scleractinia, Pocilloporidae.